Anopheles cruzii is the source of this 1735-nucleotide messenger RNA. Its product is annotated as synaptosomal-associated protein 29-like. Gene Ontology annotation, cellular component: SNARE complex; plasma membrane. The coding region runs from base 223 to 1425 and encodes 400 amino acids. Gene Ontology annotation, biological process: synaptic vesicle fusion to presynaptic active zone membrane; exocytosis; synaptic vesicle priming. Gene Ontology annotation, molecular function: syntaxin binding; SNAP receptor activity. The record is from RefSeq and is a predicted model, not a curated record. The transcript has 2 exons. NCBI's taxonomy places the organism in Eukaryota, Metazoa, Arthropoda, Insecta, Diptera, Culicidae.
UUACCCAGCAGCUCUUGUGGCCGUGUUUGGGAGGUGCGCCAGGAAAAAUUGUAAAGUUUCUGCGAUAAAAAGGUUACCGCAACACCACGGUAUUUCCCCCCACGACAUAAAGGUAGUACACCGCGAAGGACACAACAUCCGUCUCCGGGGUUCGCUCACCAGUGGAAUCUUAGUGCAGCUCCGGUGGACAAACCCUGAGGCGGGUACGGUGAUACGGGGGCAAUGUCCGGCCAUCAGUACGUACCGAACCCAGCGAAUCUGUUCACCGACGAGGACGAAAUCGACGAUGAGCUGUUCCUGAGAAACGCCCCCCGAGGUGGUGGUGGUGGCCGUGCUGACCCGUACCUGCCAGCCGACGAUAAGUAUGGUGGUGUGACGAAGGUCGGUUCCACGUACACCCGGCCCGAUGUGCUGGGGCCCGCGGCCGGUUUCGACGUGUCCGGUGGCCUGACGUACGCCGGCGGUGCCAGUGUCGGUGGUAGCCUCGUUAGUGUUGGCCCCGGGGGCUACGUAAUGGACGCUCCGGUGUACGGUCCUGGUGGUUACGCGGUGGGUGGUGCGAUUCCGGGCAAAACGAUCGUGUACGGUGGUGGCAGUGCGGCCAACAUGGUGUACGACAGUCCGGGCGAUGACGACGAAAUCGAGCACCAACGGCAAACGUUCGAGCAACGGCGCCGGGAACUGGAGGAGAGUACCCUCAUCACGUCGCAACGCUGCCUGGGGGUGCUGCGAGAAACGGAACAGGUGGGCAUUGCGACGGCCGAGGAGCUGCACCGACAGCGGGAGCAACUGGAAAAGACGAAGAAGCAGCUGGACGAGAUCAACAACUCGCUCCGAUUCAGCCAGAAGCAUCUGAACAGCUUGAAGAGCGUUUUCGGUGGACUGAAAAACUAUCUCUCCGGGCGGAUGGUGGCCGGCGGUGGCGGCGGGAGUGGCGGUGGCUCGAUCGCCGGCGGGUCGAUCGCGGGGGGUGCCGGAAUUCCUCGCCAGAACAUAUCAUCCCCGACGCCGACCGAGGAAGAGGAUCUGUACCCGAACCCGCAAGACUUCCGGAUUGCCGACCCGUACUGGCGGGCGGACCAGUCGCCCAUCCCGCCGCCCUCGAUCCACCAUCCGCAGCACGGCCAGCAACAUCAUCACCACCACCAUCAACAGCAUCAACAGCAGCAGCAGCAACAGCAGCAGCAACAGCAACACAUGGCCAACGGAGGCAGCGGUGGUGGCGCGGGCUUCAGCCAUCAACUGGACCAAAACCUAGACGAGAUGCGGGGCAACCUGUCGCGGUUGAAGAACUUGGCCUUGGAUUUGAAUCAGGAAAUCGACAGUCAGAACGAUCUGAUCGACGACAUCUCCGAUCGGGUCGAGGAUGUCGACGUGAAGAUCGUCAAGCAGAAUAAGGACAUGAACCGGUUGAUGCGAAAGUAAGCGUAAGGUCCCACCAAAAAACACAAGCAACAGCGCCACGGUACGACGUCGACGGUAGACGAUCCUUUUUUGUACUAGUAUCUUGCGCCAAUCCCUUAGCCACCUAGUAGCGGACCACGGACGGAGAUGCCGGGCGCGUGUGGAGCUAGCAAUAGUGCGGCCAUUUUUUGGGUAUAUUAUGUGUACAGUAUUUGCCAGCCAGCCAGCCAGCCGGGUGGUCACAACCGGUGCUGUGUGUGUGUGUGCGUAGGCCGGAUUCCUUUCGUGCGUACGAUGAAGUGAGCAAGAGGAUUCGGAGUUGUUAUUUCUG